UUGAAUUUGUCGCCCACAAUACUGCGUCCAACUUUUCUUCCAAUUUGCAUAACCCGGGUAAAGCUUAAAUAAAUUAGAGGCGCCAUGGCAUUUUCCACUUCCGCAUCGAUUGCGUUGUUUUUGGUGGCAACGAUUUGCUGUUCCAUCGUGAACGCAGCCAAAUUGAGACCGGCUCUUCCUUCGUCCGUUGUCGAUCGUCAAUCCAAACAAAUUUACGUGGCUCCUCAUCAAUUCUACAACUACUACCAGCCCUACCAGUAUCAAAUGUUGCUCCCAACAGCAGCGGGCGAAACCGACUCAAAAUCGACACCAGGCGAUUCCGAAUUGGGUGCAUUAGAAGGAAGGCAAAAUCUACCUUUAACUGCUACCCCUGCUAAAACAGAGUGUCUUAUUGCCGAUUCCGCGAAAAAUGGUUUUAAUGGUUGCACAAAGGCAUCGCACUCGGCUUCAGGAACCAUCGAUCUGACCUUUAGUGAAGCCAAACAAGGAGUCGUCAUUGCACUCGUGCCAAAUCCUAGAUACUAUUCCAAAUUAAAGAUUACGUGUUCGGAAAUGAGCGAUAAAGUUAUGGCCUUUACGAAAACUGCUAAAAUCGCAAAGGCAACGGAUACGCCCGUGACCGAGUCGAAAGAAACACAACUGUUUGUUGUUAGUAAUGCGGCUGGUGACAAAUUCAAAUGCAGUUGGGAAUCCUCAGAAUAAGCAAUAAUACUUUAAUGUAUAGUUUCUAAAUCAUUGCUCCCUAUCAGCAAUUG
Molecule: messenger RNA, 755 nt
Organism: Daphnia pulicaria
Lineage: Eukaryota; Metazoa; Arthropoda; Branchiopoda; Diplostraca; Daphniidae
Exons: 5
Coding region: 85-702 (205 amino acids)
Source: RefSeq, a predicted model, not a curated record